GAGGAGGAGGACGACACCGAGGCCAGGCCGAGCGACCACCCCUUCGCGAGCGCCGCCGCCGCCGCGCCCCGUUGGGGGGUGGAGGCCCCGCGCCAUGGCUGGACGCUGCCGCCGCCGCCGCCGCCGGCUUUCAAUCUGAAAUAGCAGAACACCUGAACAGUACCUCAAAUUUAUUGGAAAGAAGAGUCUGUUGAUAGCAGAAGAUCAAUAUAGACUGUAGUUGCUAUCAGUAUGUGCAUGAUGCGUCACAGAAUGUGAAUGGAAUUUGACAAACCUGGACCAGAUCUUUACAUAAUAUACUGUGCGACACAGGAUUGAAAGCAAGGGCGCGGACCUUGCCUCUUAACCUGGCUCUGUCAUGAAAGAACAAUUCUGCGACCCCUAGGCUGUUUUAUGGAUGUUAUAGGAAGCUGCCGAUCAUCUCCGCCAUGCUUAAAGACAGAGCUACAAGCAGAGAGGAGGAGGAUGAAGAGACUCAGCACAGCCUCGAAUGCAUCCAAGCUAAUCAGAUCUUCCCCAGAAAGCAGCUGAUCCGUGAGGAUGAGGAUCUUCAGGUCCCAUUCCCUGAACUUCAUGGAGAGAGCACAGAGUAUGUAGGCCGCGCGGAGGAUGCCAUCGUAGCACUUUCCAACUACAGGUUUCACAUCAAAUUUAAGGAGUCCACUGUGAACAGUGUCCAUAAAUAUGCUGCUUAUGAGAUCUCAGUUCCAUUACAGCUUAUAGAAAGUGUUGAAUGCCGAGAUAUAUUUCAGCUUCACUUGACUUGUAAAGACUGCAAAAUUACCAGGUGUCAGUUCUCUACCUUUGAGCAGUGUCAGGAAUGGCUUAAGCGACUGAACAAUGCCAUCCGCCCUCCUGCAAAGAUAGAGGACCUCUUUUCAUUUGCUUACCAUGCCUGGUGUAUGGAGGUGUAUGCUAGUGAAAAAGAGCAGCAUGGAGAUCUGUGCCGGCCAGGAGAACACGUCACUUCAAGGUUUAAAAAUGAGGUGGAGCGGAUGGGUUUUGAUAUGAACAACGCCUGGAGGAUCUCCAAUAUCAAUGAGAAGUACAAGCUCUGUAGCAGCUAUCCCCAAGAGCUCCUCGUUCCUGCCUGGAUCACAGACAAAGAACUGGAGAGUGUGGCAGGCUUCCGAUCUUGGAAACGCAUCCCUGCCGUGGUUUAUAGGCACCAGAGCAAUGGGGCAGUAAUUUCGCGUUGUGGGCAGCCCGAGGUCAGCUGGUGGGGCUGGAGGAAUGCUGAUGAUGAACAUCUCGUCCAGUCAGUGGCCAAAGCGUGCGCUUCAGAUUCAAAGUCUAACACCAGUAAACUAGUAAAUGGAAACUGUUCAAGGGACUUCUCCAAUGGAGGGGACUUCUCUGAUGUGGAAUUUGAUUCUUCCAUUUCCAAUGCAUCAGGGGCAGAAAGUUUAGCCAUCCAGCCCCAGAAACUUCUGAUCUUAGACGCACGUUCCUACACAGCUGCAGUAGCAAACAGGGCCAAAGGAGGAGGCUGUGAAUGCCCAGAGUAUUAUCCAAACUGUGAAGUCAUGUUCAUGGGAAUGGCAAACAUCCACUCUAUUCGAAAGAGCUUUCAGUCACUGCGGCUGCUCUGCACGCAAAUGCCAGACCCAGGAAACUGGCUGUCAGCACUGGAAAGCACCAGGUGGCUGCAGCAUCUGUCCGUGCUUCUGAAAUCGGCACUGCUGGUGGUUCAUGCGGUGGACAGAGACCAGCGACCCGUCCUAGUCCAUUGCUCGGAUGGCUGGGACCGGACUCCACAGAUAGUGGCUCUGGCCAAGCUGCUGCUGGAUCCGUAUUACAGGACCAUUGAGGGUUUCCAGGUGCUAGUGGAGAUCGAGUGGCUGGAUUUUGGCCAUAAAUUUGCCGAUCGUUGUGGCCACGGUGAGAAUUCGGACGACCUGAAUGAACGCUGCCCCGUGUUUUUGCAGUGGCUCGAUUGUGUCCAUCAGCUCCAGAGGCAAUUCCCCUGCUCUUUCGAGUUUAACGAAGCAUUCCUUGUCAAGCUGGUGCAGCACACCUACUCUUGCCUCUUUGGUACGUUCCUGUGCAACAAUGCAAAGGAGAGGGGUGAAAAGCACACCCAAGAAAGGACCUGUUCCGUUUGGUCUCUACUUCGAGCAGGAAACAAAGCCUUCAAAAAUCUGCUUUACUCCUCCCAGUCAGAAUCUGUGCUGUAUCCCGUGUGCCACGUGCGAAACCUGAUGCUCUGGAGUGCUGUUUACUUGCCAUGCUCUUCCCCAUCAACUCCUGCAGAUGACACCUGUGCUCCUUACCCAGUCCCUGGUUCCAGCCCUGAAGAUCAGCCUCUGGGCAGGCUACCAAAGACAAGGUCAUUUGACAAUCUGACAACAGCCUGUGACAGCAGCGUACCGACAACCAACCGGCGCAGCAGCGAUCCCAGCCUCAAUGAGAAGUGGCAGGAGCACCGCCGCUCCCUGGAGCUGAGCAGCCUCGGGAACCCGGGGGAGGAUCCCUUUGAGGGGGACGGCCUCGGCAGGCAGGGCAGACCUCUGGCGGGAGCAGAGCUCUCUGUCGCUGUGGCCGAGGGGCAGAUGGAGAACAUCUUGCAGGAGGCCACCAAGGAGGAAGGGGGCCUGGAGGAGUGCGCAAAGUGUGCUCAGGAAGGGCAAGAAGGCGCUGCCCCGGGGAAGGAAUGGGCAGAACCCCUGGGUGGCUCUGACGGCAACGUCUGCAGCAGGGCUGAACUGGAGGCAGAGUCUGCGCCGGACAAUCCCGUGUCCAACCAGCAGGUGGAUUUACAGGGUGCUUCUGAGCUUCAGGGGCAACAGGACCAGCCGAAGGCUCUCUGUUCUGCUGUCCAGAAGCCAUCUCAGGUGACGGACCUGCAGCCUGGCUUUUUGGGUGAUGCUGUAAAUAGUGACAUUCAAAGACUAGAGGAAGACACUGUUAGUCGGCCUCCAGUAGAAGUUGAAAACCUGCAUGGUACCCCCCAGUCCAGCCCACCGUUGCCUCUCCUGCAUGAGGCAGGAACGUCAAACAUGGAGAGCUCUACCGAAACCCUAACAGAGACUGGGGCCAAGACGGAGCUGACCCAUCAGCUUCACCCCACAGAGAUCAGUGCUGAUGGGCUUCCCCAAAUUGUUGAGCAUAGGCCUGAGACGGAGGACUCCACGGAGCUACACAAAAUGGUCGCCGGCCUCAGCAGGACUCCUAAGAGCAGCAGCGUACCUGACCAGAUGCCUUCACCUCGUGCCUUGCCGUUAGCAGACUACAAAGAGACUGUGUGUAACGGAGAGCCAGAGCCUGAGAACAAGCUGACUGGGCAUCCUGCAGGGCUCCGCACGACUCAGAAAUACGCUCCGCCGGACGGGCACUGCCUGAAUGGAGAGGAAGGCAGGACGAAGGCUCCCCUCAGCCGGCAGAUCUCCGCUGCCAGCUGCAGCUCGGUUCCGCUGCAUCUGCGGAGCCUGCACCACAAGUGGGUUCACUCGGUUCCCGGCCGGCAGCAGAUGGCAAACAGCCCGGAUCAGCCUGCCCGGAGCCACCUGGAUGAUGAUGGGAUGCCGGUCUAUGCCGAUGUCAUUCAGCAGCGCCUCCGCCAGAUUGAAAGCGGGCACCAGCAGGAGGUGGAGACCUUAAAGAAGCAGGUGCAGGAGCUGAAGAGCCGCUUGGAGAGCCAGUACUUGAACAGCUCGCUGCGUUUCAAUGGGGAUUAUGGGGACGAAGUGACUUCAAUUCCUGACUCGGAAAGCAAUCUGGAUCAGAACUGUUUGUCUCGCUGCAGUACAGAGAUUUUCUCUGAAGCCAGCUGGGAGCAGGUGGAUAAACAGGACACAGAGGUGACCCGGUGGCUUCCUGAUCACCUGGCUGCGCACUGUUAUGGCUGCGAUAGCGUGUUCUGGCUUGUCAGCAGGAGACAUCAUUGCAGGGACCCUGAACAUGUUGAUCAGACUUGGAAUUGUGGGAAUGUGUUUUGCUCCAGCUGCUGUAACCAGAAGGUUCCGGUCCCCAGCCAGCAGCUUUUUGAACCCAGCCGAGUCUGCAAAUCCUGCUACAGCAGCUUGCAUCCCAGCAGCUCCAGCCUUGACCUUGAAUUGGACAAACCCAUUGCUGCCACUUCAAACUGAGACUCCAGCCUGAAAGGAAAGCUGACAAGAGACCAUGCUGCCUCUCCUGCUUAUGCAGACACGCACAGUCUCAGUGGGCUGAAGCUGGUCGGGCUGGAGAAGCCACGCACUUUGGAGUCUUUGGAGUGGAGAGUACAGAUGACUGCUUAGAGGGACCGGAUGUUGGGCAUAUACCAGUGAAGUGCAGAGACCCUUGUUUUCCAGCUGUUACUCCCCAGUUCCUUUUCAUCCUCGUAAAUUUUGUGUGGAUUUUAUUGGAAGACUGUGAAAAGGGGGGUCAGGCUGGAAUUUGAUUUCCUACAGGCGUUUCAUCUGCCCUGUUGUUGGAAUGUGCUGCAGGCAGAGGGAUUGGUCCAGAGACAUUGUGAAUACUUGUAGCAUCAAUGCUAGUGCUUUCAGUCACUCCUGAUACUUCCUGACAGCAAACUGCUGCUCGGAAGUUGUUGCUGCUAGAAGAAAUGGAAGCUGCCUUUUUGAUGAACUCUCUCUCUCCCUCUCUGUUCUUAGAGCGGGCUUAGUUUUUCUUGCUGCACAAAUGGGAUGGGGGAAGUGGCUGCAGAUCUCCACACUGGGCAGUUCUUUGCCACUGUUGGUCAACUUGUGGCUCGGAGUGGGAAAGGCCUGGAAUGCUUUGGCUAAAGAAAGUGUGUGCUAGUUUGAGGGAAGUGAGAGGAGAAGGGAGCAGACAGGCUGCCUGUUCAGUUGUUUUUAAGCUGGCACUUCAGUGGAAGGUUCUGCACAUGCAGCUUGCUACAAAGGAACUGGUAUCUGGGCUUGUCAGUAGCUUUUAAAAUGUCUAAGGUUGUCCCGUUUUUAAAAUAGGUUACUCAGAAGGCAGAGUUGCUUCACUGCAAUUGACAGGCUGUUGGCAAUGUCAGGCAACAGGAUGCUUUUGGCCAGGGUUGCCCAUUCUCAAAGAGUGCCCCAAAGCAAAUGUGGGGUAGAUUUUUUCAUGCAAAGAGGGGGCGUCCACUCAUCAGUAAGAGCUUGCUGCUGCCUAAAGUAGGGAGAAAUUCUCUCCUUCCCCUGCAGAAAUCUCUUCUGUAAGAAUAUGAUACAGUCAAAACAAAUUCCAAACUUUUCCCUUAUAUUAAAAAAGUUUUAAAAUGUUGGCCUAUAUAGAUGUGAGUCAUAGUAUCAUUUUAGCUUUUAUUCCCUCUCCCCACCCCCAGCUUUGAAAUAUGCUCUGCCUAAAGUUGGAGGAGGAUGAAUUGCAAUUCCUGUUUUAUACCAUGUGGAUACCUAGGCUGAGCUAAAGCAGGUCCUGCCUAACUAUCCACCCAAAUAGUCCUGGGACUCCAUCUUCUGCACACACGUGUUCUGUCCUGAAGACGUUUCCUUCCCUGGACUCCAGCUACCAUCACCACCACCACCACCACUGCUGCAUGUCUCGUCCAUGUCACCAGCCCACGAUUUAGGGUUAGUAUGCAUUCUUGCCACCCAUGUUGUUCUCACACACAGUGUCACUGGCUUUCACAGCAGAGCCAAAGACUACCGCAAAUGCACAGCAUUGGUGUGAAUCCUCUCCUUGGCUUGCCAAAGCCUCUCAGAGUGAAGCUGCGUGUGAAUUGGAGGGACAUGGAGAUAGAGACAUCAUACUGGGGUCAUUUCAAGCAGUAGCAGUGGAAUAAGUGAUCCAGUCUUUUAAAAAAAGAGAGGAAAUGUAAAAGCGUUGUCUUCUGAAGCAAAUUUUAUAAAGCUCUGAGCAACACCUGAUAGAUCCAGAGAGAAAAGAUGUAUGUCCGUAUUUAGUUUUGGAUGCCUGGUUUUUCCAUGUUCUUUGUGAAAGGUGCAGGGGUUGGCUUCGAACACAAAAAUGCAAAGAAAGAGUGUAGGAAUCAAAAUCAGGGAUCCACGAGGUGUAUGUAAGAAGGCUCUCUGGACCUUUAAAGCAGCCAAGGAUAUGACUUCUUGGCACUCCUUAUUUUCUUUCAACAGGGAUAAGCAAUGCACAAAAAUAAUUCCAAUCCAGUUUUUUAAUAUGAAAUGAAAUUGUUUUGGGGAAGUAGGCAGCAGAUAUAAAUAGUAUUCCUGUAGAGGUUACAGUACCAGGUAUAGUAGAGAAAGUUGGAACAGGAAAUGGAAACUGAGCUAUACCCAUUAAAGUGGGUGAGUAGAGACAUGCUUUUGGAAGGAAAACGGUCUUGUGUUAACACACGGUGCCAGUGUGCUUUUAUGGUACAAAUGGAUGGUGAAAGCAAGGUCUAAUAUUUUGCAUAAUGACAGGUGCCAAGAGGUUCUGAUACGGGUUUGGGGGGUCUGUGAUGUACAGUGUGAAUAAACGCUUGCAGCUCUUA
This is a messenger RNA of Varanus komodoensis (Komodo dragon), 6385 nucleotides long. RefSeq names its product myotubularin related protein 3 (gene MTMR3). NCBI's taxonomy places the organism in Eukaryota, Metazoa, Chordata, Lepidosauria, Squamata, Varanidae. Gene Ontology annotation, molecular function: protein phosphatase binding; metal ion binding; phosphatidylinositol-3,5-bisphosphate 3-phosphatase activity. The coding region runs from base 429 to 4088 and encodes 1219 amino acids. Gene Ontology annotation, biological process: dephosphorylation; regulation of autophagy. The record is from RefSeq and is a predicted model, not a curated record. The transcript is spliced from 24 exons.